AUGAGCUUCGGCGCCGAGCCUCCCGGCCCGCCCCGGGACCGGCUGGACAUGGCCUCGUACUGCGACGGCUCCGGGGUCUGCCCCGGCGCGCACAGCCAGGCCCGGGCCGCCGCGCCCCCGGCGCCCUACGCGCGCGGGGACCUGGGCGCCCCCGGCGGGGCGCAGCGCCUGUGGCUGGACGCGCCCGCUCUGGGCCCCGCGCCCUGCGCGCCCUGCCCGGGGGCGCCGCCCCUCGCCGGCCCUGGCUACGCGGCCCCGGGCGCGCUCCUCGGCGCCCCGGGCGGCCUGGCGGGCGCCGACCUGGCCUGGCUGAGCCUGUCGGGCCCGCAGGAGCUGCUGCGCCUGGUGCGGCCGCCCUACUCGUACUCGGCGCUCAUCGCCAUGGCCAUCCAGAGCGCGCCGCGGCGCAGGCUGACGCUCAGCCAGAUCUACCAGUACGUGGCCGGCAACUUCCCCUUCUACAAGCGCAGCAAGGCCGGCUGGCAGAACUCCAUCCGCCACAACCUGUCGCUCAACGACUGCUUCAAGAAGGUGCCCCGCGAGGAGGACGACCCAGGUAAAGGCAACUACUGGACCCUAGACCCCAACUGCGAGAAGAUGUUCGACAACGGGAAUUUCCGACGGAAGAGGAAGAAGAGAGGAGAGGUGGGCGCCGCCGGGUCGGGAGCGCGGAGCCCCGGGGGAGCCAGGGCGCCCGAGCUGCAGCCCCUGGGCGCCCCCUCCCCGGACCCGCGGGCCCCGCCGUCCCCGCCCGACGCCGCCUGCUUCUCCAGCUUCGCCUCGGCCAUGGGGGCCCUGGCUGGCGGCCUCGGCAGCUUCUCCGCAGGCCUGGCCGGAGACUUCUCCUUCGGGAGACCCCCGGCCCCCGGCCCCGCCCCCGGCCUCGGCGCCGGCCCGCAGGCAGCGGCCGCCGGCUUCCGCCUGGGCCCCUUGGUCUACAGUCGGGAGGGGACCGAAGUCUGA
Canis lupus familiaris (dog) is the source of this 963-nucleotide messenger RNA. It is a transcript of the gene FOXI2, whose product is annotated as forkhead box I2. Gene Ontology annotation, molecular function: DNA-binding transcription factor activity, RNA polymerase II-specific; RNA polymerase II cis-regulatory region sequence-specific DNA binding. Lineage: Eukaryota; Metazoa; Chordata; Mammalia; Carnivora; Canidae. The coding region runs from base 1 to 963 and encodes 320 amino acids. The transcript has 2 exons. The record is from RefSeq and is a predicted model, not a curated record. Gene Ontology annotation, biological process: anatomical structure morphogenesis; cell differentiation; regulation of transcription by RNA polymerase II.